GGCCAUACUGCUGAUAUGAAUAUAUUUUUAGAUGACCCAGAAUUUGCAGAAAUUAUUCUGAGAGCAGAACAAGCUAUAGAGUGUGGAGUUUUUCCAGAAAGAAUCUCUCAAGGAUCCAGUGGGAGUUACUUUGCCAAGGAUCCAAAAGGGAAAAUUAUUGGAGUGUUCAAACCAAAAUCUGAAGAGCCUUAUGGACAUCUAAAUCCAAAAUGGACCAAAUAUUUUCACAAAGUUUGUUGUCCUUGCUGCUUUGGCAGAGGCUGCCUCGUUCCAAAUCAGGGAUACCUCUCUGAAGCUGGUGCCUAUCUUGUGGAUGACAAGCUGGGGCUAGGAGUUGUACCUAAAACUAAGGUUGUCUGGCUUGUCAGUGAGACCUUUAAUUACAGUGCAAUAGACCGUGCAAAGUCAAGAGGAAAAAAAUAUGCUUUAGAGAAAGUGCCAAAAGUUGCUAAAAAAUUUAAUCGAAUUGGACUACCUCCUAAGGUUGGCUCCUUCCAGCUGUUUGUUGAAGGAUAUAAGGAAGCUGACUACUGGCUCAGGAAGUUUGAAACUGAUCCUUUACCUGAGAACACAAGGAAAGAAUUUCAGUCACAGUUUGAAAGAUUGGUUAUCUUGGAUUAUGUCAUCAGAAAUACAGACAGAGGUAACGAUAACUGGUUAGUCAGGUAUGAAAAACAAGAUGAUGGACUCGAUCUGUCAGAUAAGGAUAGCCAAUGGACUAUAACUAAGGAAUCUACUAUUAAAAUUGCUGCAAUUGACAAUGGUUUAGCAUUUCCUUUUAAGCAUCCUGAUGAGUGGAGGGCAU
Pelecanus crispus (Dalmatian pelican) is the source of this 805-nucleotide messenger RNA. Lineage: Eukaryota; Metazoa; Chordata; Aves; Pelecaniformes; Pelecanidae. The record is from RefSeq and is a predicted model, not a curated record.